Messenger RNA from Hirsutella rhossiliensis, 1515 nucleotides. Its product is annotated as PIF1-like helicase domain-containing protein. Gene Ontology annotation, biological process: DNA repair; telomere maintenance. The record is from RefSeq and is a predicted model, not a curated record. The transcript has 7 exons. Gene Ontology annotation, molecular function: DNA helicase activity; ATP binding; ATP hydrolysis activity. Bases 1 to 1515 code for a protein of 504 amino acids. Lineage: Eukaryota; Fungi; Ascomycota; Sordariomycetes; Hypocreales; Ophiocordycipitaceae.
AUGGAACCAGAGUGCGUCGGCUCGGAAUGCGCCACAGUGUGUGCUGCUCCCGUUAUCAUCACCUGCUCCUCCAUUGACAUCAGUUCUAGGCGGCUCCGCCGACGUUACCGCAUCGGCCAGUCGCCGUCGCGGUUCCGCCAUACCACGUCCGACUCGGAUACUGAUGACUGCGACUGGGACCGACCGAGUCCAACGUUGGCCGAGGCCCCCCUACCUGUCGAGUCUCACGCGAACCAACAAGAAACCACCCCCCGGCCGGAACGACUUGUUGAUGACGGCGAACCCAAGCUAUGCAAGGAGCAGCAGAAUCUGGUCGACCUGAUUGCCAGCGGUCGUAACGUCUUCUACACGGGCUCGGCAGGUUGUGGCAAGUCGACGGUGUUGAAGGCUGCUCUAAAGAGACUCCGGGCCAUGGGCAUGGUCGUCGACGUCUUGGCUCCCACCGGCCGAGCCGCCCUUCAGCUUCCGUUAGAUAAACUCAAGACUCUGGCCUUCCGAAAGCAUGUCCGGCAGCGUCUCAGGCACACCGAUGUACUCAUCAUCGAUGAGAUCAGCAUGGUCGAGAAUCAUCACCUGCAGCGCAUUAAUGUUUGCAUGAAGGAGGUGAGGCGCUGGAAAGACGAUGAUCCGCCUGCAUUCGGUGGAGUCCAGGUCGUUGUCACCGGCGACUUCUGCCAACUCCCCCCGGUGAAGCCUUUCCAGCAUUGCAUCGAGUGCGGGCACGAGAUGGAAGCCGAUGCAAGCAAAACUGAAUUCAAUUGCCCAGCCGACGAGAAUCAUGGGCCAUUCCACGAGCAUGAAAAGUGGGCUUUCAUGAGUGAUGCAUGGGGUCAAUGUGACUUUACAAAUGAGGUGGCCAAGAUUAAUUCAGAAAGAUUUAACAAACUCAAGACCCCCAUUGUCAAAUAUCGCACCUUGGACGAUUUCAUGUGGAACAAGCGACAAGUAGAGCUAAGAGCAGGCAUGCUCGUGGUGCUGCAAGUCAAUCUCGACCUUCCAGGCGGGCUUUGCAAUGGAAGUCAGGGCAUCAUUUGCGGGUUCGAAAAUUACGAUCCUACAACAAUUCCCAAACCCAAGUCACGAGACUAUGUGGCGCUUAAGGAAGAACAAGUACAACGCUUCAUAAACAGCCAAAACAACCGCGUCUGGCCUCGGGUGCUUUUCCACAAUGGCAUGAAGCGGACUAUUUAUGCCGAAUGUGUCGUCAACGCCGUCGGCGACCAGGAACCCUUUUCUCUCUUGCACCGCACGCAAAUCCCUCUUGUAGCCGCCUGGGCCAUGAGCAUCCACAAGAGUCAGGGCAUGACGCUGGAUCGCGUCAUAGUCGACCUAACGAGAGCUUUUGAGGAAGGGCAGGUCUAUGUCGCUUUGUCGCGGGCGACAAGUCUUCAUGGUCUCAGGGUCGAGGGGCGUCCAGAGGGGUUGAAUGUAGGGCGCGGUGGCAACCCCCAUGUGCAGCAGUUUAUGCGGGACAAGUUUGGGCCCGAGGUGCUGGGGGAAGACUCUGAAAGGUGA